This is a messenger RNA of Magnolia sinica, 3974 nucleotides long. Its product is annotated as pentatricopeptide repeat-containing protein At3g13880. Gene Ontology annotation, molecular function: protein binding; zinc ion binding; RNA binding. The transcript has 2 exons. The coding region runs from base 481 to 2973 and encodes 830 amino acids. Gene Ontology annotation, biological process: RNA modification. The record is from RefSeq and is a predicted model, not a curated record. Lineage: Eukaryota; Viridiplantae; Streptophyta; Magnoliopsida; Magnoliales; Magnoliaceae.
CUGGAAUCGUCCUCAACACCUGUUUUACUCAGAAUCCAAGCGCCGUGGGGUCCAUCAUGUUGCAUAUGUAAAAUUCAAACCGAUCAUCAUGUGAGAUGUACUAUUCGGACUGUAAUUACAAAAGAUAAGUCCGAUUAAAAACUUAUAUAGACCACACCAAUGGAAACAACGUAAAAUUGCUCCCAAAACCAUUAAAGUUCACACGGUGUGGCCCGAAUGAAUUUUUAUCCGAGGCCGAUCUUUGUAACUUCUCUUCAUUAUGGUGUGUGGUCCAUCUGAGUUGUGGAUUUAUCUGAUUUUUGGCUCUAGAGCCUAAAAUCGUGGAUAGGAUCUGAUUGACGGAGUUGAUUUUACAUACACAACAUGGUGGGCCCCACAGACCUGGGUGUUUUACGCAGUGCGUAAAACAGGUGACGGGUAUUGUAGAAGACGUUUCCCCUCCGCCGGUCUCCCCCGCGCCUCUCUCGAUUCAAAAAUGCAAUGUUUUUCCAGGUAUUUAAUCGGUUUUUCAGAGCGUUUCUGUUUCUUCAAUUCCCCAAGAAAUUUCACCACAGCCAUUCAUCAUGCCCAACUCCAAAUUCCAAACCCUCAAGAACUCCAUUUUGGGUUCUUCUAGAUUCUGUAACCUACACAAAGCUCCUUCAAUCCGCCACCGAAUCCCGAUCUUUGAUCGAAGGAAAGAUAACCCAUGCCCACAUGAUCAAGACAUCCUUCAAGCCAUGCCUCUUCUUGCAGAACAAUCUCCUCAACAUGUAUUGCAAAUGCGGCGACAUCAAUAACGCACGCCAACUAUUCGAUAGGAUGCCCAAACGAAAUAUAAUUUCAUUGAAUUCGAUAAUUUCCAGUUACUCCCAAAUGGGUUUUUAUGAUAAAUCCAUGGAAGUGUUUAUUGAAGCGAGAGCGACCAAAAUGGUGCUCGACCGGUUCACUUACGCCAGCGCAUUGAGCGUCUGUGCUCGAAAUGGUGAUUUGAGAUUGGGUUUGAUAGUUCAUGGGUUGGUUGUUGUUAGCGGAUUGGGUUCGCAGGUUUUCUUGACCAACUCGCUUAUCGACAUGUAUGCAAAGUGUGGUAGGAUGGAUCAAGCGAGGCUUUUGUUUGAUAAUUCAGAUGAAUUAGACGAUGUUUCGUGGAACUCAUUGGUUGCAGGUUAUGUUCGAAUCAGUUCAAAUGAGGAGGCAUUGGAAGUUUUUGUUCAGAUGCAUCGAUUCGGAGUGAAGAUGAAUAGUUUUGCUUUUGGUAGUGUCAUUAAGGCAUGCUCAGGUGUUGAUGGUUUGCAAGAAUUUGGAAAAAUGAUUCAUGGGUGUGUGAUAAAAGCUGGGUUAGAUUCAGAUGUCUUUGUGGGUAGUGCAAUGCUUGACAUGUAUGCGAAGAGCAGGAGACUGGACAAUGCAAUCCUGGUUUUCAAACUCAUGUCCAAUCCAAAUGUCGUUGUAUUUAAUGCCAUGAUUGCUGGAUUCUUCAGAUCAGAGACUGAAAUAUGUGAUGAAUUUGCCAAUGAAGCUCUGAGUCUCUUCUCUGAGAUGCGAAAGAGAGGACUGAAACCAUCGAAAUUUACAUUCUCAAGUAUCGUCCGAGCUUGUAAUUCAAUUGGAGCUCUAGAACAUGGGAAGCAAAUUCAUGCCCAGAUCUUCAAGAACAGUCUCCAAUCUGAUGAGUUUAUUGGGAGUGCACUCAUCGACUUGUACUCAAAAUCAGGUUUGACUGAGGAUGGAUUAAAAUGCUUUAAUUCAAUCCCAAAACAUGACAUUGUCUCAUGGACAUCCAUGAUUGCCGGGUGUGUUCAAAAUGGGCAAUUUGAACAGGCGCUGAGUUUGUUCUAUGAAUUGCUCAUUGCUGGACGAAAGCCUGACCAAUUUACAAUAUCGAGCGUGUUGAGUGCUUGUGCAAACUUGGCAGUUGCAAGAGUUGGCGAGCAAAUUCAGGGCUAUGCCACAAAGUCUGGAUUUAGUUGCUUUACAAUAGUCAGGAACUCGCAGAUUUGUAUGUAUGCUAAGUCGGGAGACAUUGAUGCAGCCGACCAGACGUUCGAUGAUACAGAGAACCGUGACGUGGUGUCAUGGUCUGUGAUCAUUUCAAGCCAUGCUCAACAUGGUUGUGCAAGGGAAGCUCUGAGGCUUUUUGAGGACAUGAAGGUUUGUCAGGUCGAACCCAAUCAUAUCACAUUCCUUGGAGCUCUGACCGCCUGUAGCCAUGGAGGGCUCCUGGAUGAGGGUUUCAGGUACUUUGAAAGUAUGAAAAAAGACUACAGUAUGAUUCCAAACCUGAAGCACUGUGCAUGCAUCGUCGAUCUCCUUGGCCGUGCAGGGAAAUUGGCUGAUGCUGAGCACUUCAUUGUGAGCUCAGGCUUCGAGGAUGACCCUGUAAUGUGGCGGGCCUUGUUGGGUGCCUGUCGAAUCCAUGGUGACACUGAUAUCGCAGAACGUGUUGCGGAGCGAGUCAUUGAGCUUGAACCUCAAGCUGCUGCAUCAUAUGUUUUACUCUACAACAUCUACUUGGAUGCUGGGAAGCGAUCAUCGGCGACAAAAGUUAGAGAUCUGAUGAAAGGCCGAGGCAUUAAGAAGGAACCUGGCCUAAGUUGGAUUCAGAUAGGAACUGAUGUACAUUCUUUUGUGGUGGGUGAUAAGUCGCACCCUCAGGGUCGGAUAAUCUAUGAGAAGUUGGAAGAAAUGUUGGAGAAGGUUAAGGGAAUGGGCUAUCCCGAUAAUGACAGCUCGAUUUUCGACGAGUCCAAUAAAGAGCACAGGGAGAAUUCUGCAAACUAUCACAGUGAGAAGUUAGCAGUAGUUCUUGGGAUGAUUGGUUUGCCGGAAUCAGCUCCAAUUAGAGUGAUGAAGAACUUGAGGGUGUGCAUAGACUGCCAUACAACGAUGAAGUUCUUUUCGAAGAUUGAAAAGAGAGAGAUCAUUUUAAGAGAUCCAAUCCGAUUUCACCGUUUCAGAGAAGGUUCUUGUUCUUGUGGCGACUACUGGUAAUAAGCGUUCAAGGAUCUCCAAGCUUACGGUCUAGACCUCUGUCCAAUUGGCCAUGGACUCAAUAAAGUUUUGGGGGGUGCAGAGAACCGUCCAAUUGAGCUAAUGGGUUCGCAUGGCGACAAGAUCAAUUUUACGCUAGACCUGACCUCACUGUGAUCAUGGGUCUGAUCCAUUCCGGGCUGGCAACAGGCCAGACCCGGAUUAAGGAAAUGACAAACGUUGAAUAGGCUUGACACUACGUAGUUCAAAAUUCAGGCCUGGGCCCAACAAUCGCAGCCCCUAGAUCUAUGUCAGUGACAGCCAAAGGUAGGCCAGGGCUUCAAUGUUGGGCUGGUAAGAGCAAACCAACCUUGACAUUGUACUGAGCUCCAUACUGUUGUACCUUAUUUCUGGCAAUUCUGAUAAAGCCAAUAGGGAGUGACAUGUGGCAUUGUAUGAGGAAUAUGAAGUGGAUAAAAAGAUCUUCAGAGAUUUGGAGUACUUUUUACGAGUUUACAGUUGGCGUAAGUCUAAUUCUACAUGUCAGUGGAUAGUCGACAGAAUGUUAUGGCCGAUAUAUAAGAAGUGCAGUUGAGCUGUUUAAGAUAUAAAAAGUGACCGGGGGUAACCAAACUAAAACAUUGGCCAACAAAAGUGAAGCAAGCAGCCGAGAGGCAUUUGGAAGACGAAUAGUCGUAAAGGAGAAACGUAAUAAGAGAAUAAUCUAUAGAGAGACUUUUCAACUACAGUAACCAUUGCAGUAAUAAAGGAAGGAUCUGGAGGAAAAAGCUACGACAGAACUCGAAAAAUAGCAGAGAAAUUCAAUUGAGAAGACACAAUCUACCCAAUCCAACACAACAACCAAUCAAAUCAAAUAUAUCAAUUUACUUUAUCUCGGCUUUUCUUAAAAGUAGCAAUAAUCAAGUUGCGGUAAUUUUUAGCUAUAAUUUUUAGUUGUAAUCCAAGUCUAUGCUCAUACGCUGGAUUUUUUCUUUAUCCAAUAUCAAGAAGUUCUUUCAAGA